UUUUACGUUCAGUCUGGGUGAGGCUUUCGAUCGAGACGGGCGCGAACGACGGACGUUGUCGAGUUUCAGUGGUGGUUUCGGACCGAAAAAAAUCGAGUCGCGAGUCGUGUUUGGGCAAAACAAAAAAAAAACAAAAGGUUCCGGGUGGGGGUUCGUCGCCGCCGUUUUGCGAGUGAGUUGGUUUGCUUGUUGGUCGAUUGCUCGGCUGCUGUUGUGGGUGUAAAACUCGCGCGCUUUCAUGAAGCAGAAGAAAAAAAACACGUUGUUGGUCCGCUGACUUUCAAUCUCAACACUGCCGGGGCAGGUGAAUUUCCAAUGAUUCGAGAUCGAGCAUAGCCGGUUGUGAAGUCGAAGUGAACCAGGAAAGGGAAGAAAACGACCAACGAAAAGUGAUUAAAAUUUGAUGCUUUGUUCAACGAUAGUGAAAUUCGAAUAAGGUCUACCGAAAAAGGUGUCGACAGAUAGAAAAAAAAAUCAUAAAAUAAUCAUAGAAAUAUGAUUGGAUAAUGAUGCGCCACGCAUAGGUUGAAGAAAGAUAGGUGAAAGAAGGGCAUCUAAAUUGAGUGAUUUGGGAGCUGAAAAACAAGUGACCUGAACGCGCGAUUAAGCGAGAAAACCCGUUUGGAGCAUAUCUUGAAUAUUUUUGUUUCUUUUCUGUGUCCGAUGAGUGCUGCGGGAUACGAGCUGCUGUCGGAAGGAUGGGAUAUUUUUCGAAGCGAAAUAUUUUCAUCUACUGCUGCGUGUCGGCUUGUUUGUCACUGAUUACCUACCUGGUGGCUUUUUCCUGCGAGGUCUCGUGGAUACUGGAGGCGCGGGGCAAUCUUCCGGUUCCGUCCUAUCUGCUGUGCGCGGAAUUCUUCAUACUUUUCAUAUCGUCGGCAAUUCUCAUCCAUGGCCUGUCCACGGGUGUAUCAUGGGGUCUUUUAAGUUGGUCCAUCAUCAUAGGAGUUCUUUCAGUUCCCGAGCUAGCACUUGUCAUGUACAUGACCAUCCAGUAUUGGGGCCUGCAAUCAGCUCACGGACUAACGGAAUUAAUAGGUUACUUAGUACGUUUAAUAGUCAACUGCCUGGCCCUCCUCUGCGUUAUUCCAACGGCUCUAAGAUGGCGCCAGGAGAAGAAAGUCCUCAGUCAGCUCGAAUCCCUCGCAUCGCGGCUUCAACUGACCACACCAACUCCAACUACACCAUUCAAUGCUCCAAACGGGACUGCUCCAAAUGGACUGAACUCACUGCGAGCCAGCAAACGGAGUCAGGCCAGCAGAAGACCUUCAACCGGAAUCGACAAUCCAGGCUAUGUCCCACAUGAGAACAAUUCGGUGGAUAUCGUUCAGCAAUAUACGGCAUACAAUAAUAUGUACGGAUCCCAGAGUGAGUUCAAUGCCAGUAUCUUCGGGUUAAAUCCUUCGCAGUACAUUGGACCUCCGCCUCCGGCGAUGGCCGCGGAACACAAGAAAACCCAAUCGUUGCUGGAUUUGAGGUUCAUUUUUCCACCAAAGUUUAUGAGUACUAAUGAGAAGAAGUUGGGCAAAGAGAAAGGACUGGACGAAACGGAUAGUGUGCUAAAUAACAAUUUGAAAAAUAAACUGAACAACAAAUUUACCGAUGGUGACAAGAAGGAUAACAGCAGUGUAAUUGAAAUGAACACCGAUCCAACUUCGGCCACCAAUGACCCGAUCUACUAUACAAUCGAAUCAACGAAACCCAACAAAAUUCUCGGUAGAAAUUGUGUUUCGUUGGAGAAUUUAGGAAACAUAACCCUUUCCGAGUCUCCACUGCCAUACAAAAAGAACGAUUUUGCUCAGUACCGUUACGGGAACAAUCUGCUGAAGAACUACACGCUCAAUCCGUGGAACGUGAUCGCCUAUAAUCCGGCCUACAGUGCCUACCCACCGUCUUACUUUCACUAUCAUCACAUGCAUCCGUACCAGAUUUAUCAAAUGUACCACAACAAUUUCCCCCCGGCAGCUGGUGCGGGUGCUGGUCCUGGCGGAGGAUACUUUGGAAGUCCCCAUCAUCCGCAUCAUCAUCACCAUCACAAUCAUCAUCCAGCGGGAGGGUACGGGUACGGAUACAACACCGGAUAUCUGAACAGCGCUAACAACAGUCGCCAGUCACUGGGCGCUGAGUCGGAUGACUUCCGGAAGUAUCGAGACGUGGCAUUGUAAGAUAUACUCCUUAUUAUAAAUCAUUUGGAAAUUCCAAAGCCCGGCCGGGAACGAAUGUGCAUAAGUUAGAUUUUAAAAGCAAGCGCCUAUUGAAUAAUUGACGACGACGAGACGUUAACCGAAGUUAGGCGAAGUUUAUCGAACGAUCCAGUUUACCACGAGUAUGUCUAUUUAUUAACAAACGUUAUAGUAGUUGUAGCAAUCAGUUAAGUCAAAAGCGACCUUAGUUUUAGGAAGAGCCUUUCAAGAUGAAAGACAAAUGAUCCAUCAAUAAGAAAAAAAAUUAAGCGUUUAUCCAAAUAGACGAAGAUUAUGCUUCUGGUAAUCGAUAGAUGGUACAGUUACCUUCAAAGAAACCUAAGAAUUAAAACAAACAUCUACGACGAUCGAAAGCGAAAUAAAGUUAUUUUAUGAAA
Molecule: messenger RNA, 2581 nt
Organism: Uranotaenia lowii
Lineage: Eukaryota; Metazoa; Arthropoda; Insecta; Diptera; Culicidae
Gene: Rcd6
Exons: 6
Coding region: 699-2165 (488 amino acids)
Source: RefSeq, a predicted model, not a curated record